CGGUUAAGCUCUUACGCUCCAUCACAAAGCAGGCAGGCUAAUAAACACAAAUUGGAGAUUCUUCAUCCGCCUUUAAGCGAGCACAACAAUGUACAAAAAUUACUUUGCAAAGAGCUGCCGUAUAGACAUAAGUACGUUGUGAAUGAGGACGGCGCUUGACUAUUUCGCUCUGGCCAACCCUCCCUCUCUUAAACUCCACCUUUGGCCCAUCCAAUCCUCUUAUUAUGACCAAAGUUAUCCUUCCUCAUCACUCACUCCAUCCGUACAACGUUCUUUUAUUCUUCCAUUUCACAUCAUCAUCACAAACACCAACCUACUCGAUCCGUCUCACUUGACUCGCACUCCCAACACGGCUUCUCAUGGUGCGUCUCUUUUGGUCAUCUUUCUCUUAAUAAUUUCUAAUUUCACACGGCCCAAUCAAUCAAUUUGCUGCCUUCCGAAAGAAAGCACGGCCAUAUCCCACGUACGUUUGGUGCACACACUCUGCAUAUCAAAAUGGACAGCCAAGUGUUGAAUCGGCGGAAGUGAGAGUGCAGGCAGGGUAGCAGACUGUAACGAGCCGAGUGAGUGGGAAUACGAGAAAGUGAGAGAGAGAGACAAAGGCAGUUUUCCCUGCUAAAGCUCAGAACCCGGUUGACGGUAGCCGGAGAAAGUGAGAAACUACUUUCUUCCUCUCAGAGUAUCGUCACUGCUUGCUGACCACUUGGUCAUGGCUGUUGACACCGUGUCAAGUACAAACUCAGCAAAGGCUGAAAGUGAAUCAUCCGACGAGAAGACAACCACAGUGUUACCAUCAUCAAGUCCAGAGUCUCAGCAUGAAGAAGUCCCAGCUCCAGGCACAAUUUCCGGUCCUCACUCUAUUGAUGCCAUUUUAGGAAUCAAGGCUGCUUCGGAGAGAAACAUUGGAGGUGGGAUUGUUAAUGGAAGUGCAUUAAGUAGUGGACAACUCCACUUUCUCCACUCGCUUCAUCACCACCACCACCACAAUAAUCCCAACUUUCCCAAUCAUCAUCAUCACCAUCACUAUCUGAACUUUCUUGCAAAUAACAAUAAUCAUGUUGACAAACCUUUUGGGGGAGGAGGAGGAGGUGGAAAGAGUUUGAGUGAGGAGGGUGCUUUCCCAGCUGAGGAGGGAUAUCAAGGGGGCGAAUUUAAUCCUGCUGACGUGAAACUGUCGCCGGGAAACAUGAGCGUGGGGACUGGUUUCGAGUUCCAGAGGGGAGGAGGAGGAGGAGGCAGAGGGCGAGGAGGGGGAAGCAGCGACACGAGCGAAGAGUCGCGACGAGGGGUGAAGAGGUCAAGAAUCAAGGAUCUCCACUCCUCUGAUUUAUCUGCAGAUGAGGGAGAUUACUCCGGGAUUGGGACGAAAAUUCGCCCUGGCUCCGUAGGCUCUGAUACGUCAUCCGAUUUCGGAACCGGUGAUGGAUUGCCCAACGGUGGCGGUGGCGGCAGUGUGUGUGGUGGGAACAUUUCACAGAGUUUCGUUGCUAAUAAUAAUAAUAACCACCACCACCACCACCAAGGAACCAAAGGGGGUCACCACCAUCCCCACAACAAUCAUGACCACGAUGACCUGGAUAUUAAUGAUGAGGACGUGGAUGGUCCGGACGAGGACCACCCAUCCUCUCCUGGGGGAGCAGACUCCAUCGGCGAGCCCAAGAAGAAACAUCGAAGAAAUCGCACCACUUUCACCACGUACCAACUCCACGAGCUGGAACGGGCAUUUGAAAAAUCUCACUAUCCUGAUGUUUAUUCGAGAGAAGAACUCGCUAUGAAAGUCAACCUGCCUGAAGUUAGAGUACAGGUCUGGUUUCAAAACCGUCGUGCAAAAUGGAGGAGACAAGAAAAGAUGGAAGCCGCUCGUUUAGGUCUGGGUGACUAUCCACUCUCAGCCCUGGGUCGAAGUCCCGGCGGUUCAUCUGCAAACCAGGCAGCAAUGGCUGGGUUGCUGGGGGCCGCAGCGUCUAACCAGGCAGCUCUUUCAUUUAUGACUGACCCUUGGUUGGCAGCAUCACCCCUUUUGGGCUCCACACUGUCCCACGCCCUCCCUGGAUUCCUAUCACACCCAAACACUUGCUACCCCAGCUACUUGACCCCCCCUACGUCUGCAGGUAGUCUCUUUUCAGGAAGUCACCAUCACCACCACCACCCACACCACCACACCACUCUCAUUGAACCCAGAAGCGGAGUGAAGUUGAACUCCCCUCUGACCGCUCACCACCUGAGCCCCAUCAACACGCCGACCACGGUUGGAGGGGGUGGAGGGUCACCGGGGGCCACCAACUCCGACUCUAGUCCAAUGGGCCGAUCAUCCAGCAUUGCAGCUUUGAGGAUGAAAGCAAAAGAACAUAUCGAGACCCUGUCCAAAGUCAUUCAAAUUACUUAAAUAUUUUGGCAAUGAUGGAUCUCUAAGAAAUUGGUGGUUUACACCCGCAACAACCCCACAUUACAUACAUAAGUAUAUCAUACAAACACGUUAAUCACGUAUAGAUUUCCCUGGGCAUGUUAACUUGUAUGUAUUUAUUUAACCAUAAUCUAACAAUAAUAAUAUAAUUCGUAGGGGUACUUAAUAGUUGGGUGUGUUGAAUAGAAAUGUUACUGUAAUAAAUUAUUAAAGUGCAUAUGUCAUGACGUAGAAAACCAAUGAAUAAAGCUGUGAAAUUAUUAUUCGUUGUAAACUAUA
Messenger RNA from Folsomia candida, 2683 nucleotides. RefSeq names its product homeobox protein B-H1. Bases 710 to 2386 code for a protein of 558 amino acids. NCBI's taxonomy places the organism in Eukaryota, Metazoa, Arthropoda, Collembola, Entomobryomorpha, Isotomidae. Gene Ontology annotation, molecular function: RNA polymerase II cis-regulatory region sequence-specific DNA binding; DNA-binding transcription factor activity, RNA polymerase II-specific. The transcript is spliced from 6 exons. Gene Ontology annotation, biological process: positive regulation of transcription by RNA polymerase II. The record is from RefSeq and is a predicted model, not a curated record.